GAUACUCAACUGGAGGAUGAGCUUCCGUGGGGACCUUCGCAUCCUUGUUUCCCGCAUCUGAAUCCUCACGUUGCUAUCUCGUCUGCGGCUUAUGCGACUACUCGUGUCAUUCGCAUACAAAGAGAUUGGCUGGUCGCAGGCGACCUGUAUCCAGCACUUCAAAACCUGUACCCGGAGAUCCUGGACUUGUGGAUGUCAGAGUCAGAAUUCAGAACUGUUAUUGAGACGCUGAAUCCAAUGUUGAAGCAUGCGUUUGAGCCAAAUACUUGGGCCAGUUGGUUUGAUGCUUUGAUGGGCGUUGCAACAGGCUUCUUGUGGGAUAACUUUGGCUGGACGGGAGUCAAGCGGGGAGUCAGGGAUAUGGAGAAAUGGGUCGAGGGAUGGAACACCGAGGCUGAGAGGGAAGGCAGAGAGGUGAGGUUGAUCGAUCUGAGGAGGACGGGUUUCUUGAGUCUGGAUAUUCAGAUCCCAGAUCCGCAUGUU
Messenger RNA from Aureobasidium namibiae CBS 147.97, 483 nucleotides. RefSeq lists its product as uncharacterized. The record is from RefSeq and is a predicted model, not a curated record. Lineage: Eukaryota; Fungi; Ascomycota; Dothideomycetes; Dothideales; Saccotheciaceae. Gene Ontology annotation, biological process: protein targeting to membrane; peptidyl-L-cysteine S-palmitoylation. The transcript has a single exon. The annotation marks the transcript as partial. Gene Ontology annotation, cellular component: endoplasmic reticulum palmitoyltransferase complex; extrinsic component of endoplasmic reticulum membrane.